AAAGAGUUAAUCUUUGAUAAAAAUACUGGGGAGACGAUUGUUUUGAAUAGGAAAAACUCCCAAUUAGUUUUUAUUUGCAAUAAUUAUGUUGGUGAAAGAUGCUAAAGUAAUAUGGAAUACGCUCAGAGGUAUCGUUUGUGUGUAUAAGCCGGCCGAUGUGGGAUGUAGGCAGGUCAGAAAUACAAUCAUAUACAAAAUUUGUUCAGAGCUCAACGAAAUGCAUUGUAGACCUCCAAUUAAACGAGUGGAAAUAGAAGUGAGCAAUGCAGAAGAAUACUCGGUCAAAGUAGUUCCUAACUUGGCAGAUCAUGUCAAUGUUGUAGGACCCAGAUAUCAGCAGGAAGAUUUGGUUUGUUCGUGGGCAAAUUACUUAGGAAGAAACACAAGUGGAGUUCUUCUUUUUGGUUUGAGAGAUGCAACUAAAACUGCUAAGUUCAUAAGGGAGAAUAAACCCACCAGGGCUUAUAGAGUGAAAGGCCGAUUAGGGCUGUCAACAGACACAGCCUUCAAAGUGGGUAGACCAGUUGAAAGAACAACUUGGAAGCAUGUUAAAUAUGUUCAUUUGGAAACUCUUUUAUCCUCCAUGCAAGCAGCACAUCAGAGGAAAAUGUUUGAGUUAUGUGGUGUUGAUAUGCAAUCCCAACUAGCUUAUGAGCUGGCUGUGAAAGGUCCAAUAAGGCCCGUGGAUUCUAAGAUUCCUGUACUUUAUGGGAUUAAAUGUGUUGACUUCAAUCCACCUGAUUUCACACUAGAAAUUCAUUGCAUAAAUGAAUAUGAAACAUACUUGAUGCACUUGAUUCACGAGGUAGGAAUGAAACUACAUUCAAGCGCACAUUGCACAGGGAUUCAGUGCAUAAGACACGGCUGUUUCACUUUGGACGACGCCCUAUUGAGAAAACAUUGGACUCUUCAAGAAAUAGUUUCCAAUGUUGAACAUUGCAACCGACUUCUUGAAGAGAAUAAAUUUAUCGUUAAACAGGAGAAUGCAGCCCUUCAACAAAUCCAAUGAUGGGUUCUGUAAAGUUACCACUUGGUUACGAACUGACUGAAAUAAUUGAAUGUCACUACUUUCAUCAGGGAACAUGUGUAAAAUUCGCAGAGGUGUGGCAGAAGAGGAGAAACAUCCAGAAUAUUCUAUAUUCAGAUCCUAAAUGUUAGAAGGACAUUUGAGAUAAUAAUUGAUUUAUGUUUAUAUUGAAAUAAAUGUCGAAUAAAUCGUUUUAAAAUCCUCA
Coccinella septempunctata (seven-spotted ladybird) is the source of this 1232-nucleotide messenger RNA. RefSeq names its product mitochondrial mRNA pseudouridine synthase Trub2. Gene Ontology annotation, biological process: pseudouridine synthesis; RNA processing. The transcript has 5 exons. NCBI's taxonomy places the organism in Eukaryota, Metazoa, Arthropoda, Insecta, Coleoptera, Coccinellidae. The coding region runs from base 86 to 1009 and encodes 307 amino acids. The record is from RefSeq and is a predicted model, not a curated record. Gene Ontology annotation, molecular function: RNA binding; pseudouridine synthase activity.